Sclerotinia sclerotiorum 1980 UF-70 is the source of this 699-nucleotide messenger RNA. RefSeq lists its product as hypothetical. The transcript is spliced from 2 exons. The record is from RefSeq and is a predicted model, not a curated record. Gene Ontology annotation, molecular function: acetoacetate-CoA ligase activity. Gene Ontology annotation, cellular component: cytosol. NCBI's taxonomy places the organism in Eukaryota, Fungi, Ascomycota, Leotiomycetes, Helotiales, Sclerotiniaceae. The coding region runs from base 1 to 699 and encodes 232 amino acids.
AUGAUUUUGGAAGUUGGGAGAGUUAUGAUGAUCUGGAAUCAGUGGUCCUAUAGGGAAAUAUACCGGAAUUUGGGGGUGGAGACAUGGUGGUUUACGGGAAUUAGGGCCGAGCAUGGUUUUGAUAAGAUUGUUGACAAUGACGCGCCCAUGUUUCCCCGUCCCAACUUCUUCCAAGGAUCUCUCCUUAACUUUGCCGAAAAUCUCCUUUACCCCGCCAAUCUCAGCAUCGAUCCUGAUUCUCCAGCUAUCAUUGCUGCCACAGAAUCCACUCGUUCCACCGUUUCAUGGGCAGAACUUCGAGAAGAAGUUCGUAAAUGUACCAAUGCUCUAAGAAAACUCGGUGUUAAACCUCAUGACCGAGUUGCUGGUUUCGUGGGAAAUCAUACCAAUACCGUUGUAGCUAUGCUUGCUGCUGCGUCUAUAGGAGCAAUCUGGACAGGUGUCAGUCCUGAUACGGGAGUUGCAGCUGUUUUGGAUCGAUUGGUUCAAAUUGAGCCGGUGGUACUUUUUGCUGAUAAUGGCGUUGAGUAUAAUGGAAGAUUUCAUGAGAGUUUGAGUAAAGCACGUGAAAUUGUGAAGGAAUUAAAGGGGCUUAAACGAUUGAUUAUUUUUGAUACUGUGGAUUUACCAAUCAAGAUUGAAGGCUUUGACGUUGAGGGUGGAAAGGCCGAGACUUAUGAUGAGUUUUUGAAAAGGUAA